CAGAGCUGCCACAAGUCUCAGCUUGUUCCGCGCCAUGGAUGUCCUUGUGGUGGGUGGUGGUGGCCGAGAACAUGCCAUCGCGGUGAAGCUCAGGGAAUCUCCCAAGGUCCGACAUGUCUUCUGCGCGCCUGGCAAUGGAGGCACUGCUCUGGAGGAGCGAAUGACCAAUCUGCCCAUUGGCGACAGCGACGUUGCUGCGCUUACGGCUGCAGCAGAGGAGAAGAAGGUUGCCUUAGUUUUCGUUGGCCCCGAAGCACCUCUUUGUGCUGGCUUGGCAGAUGCCUUGAAUGCCAAAGGUGUGCCGUGCUUUGGACCGAGCAAGCUAGCAGCCGAACUGGAGGCCUCCAAAGCCUUUAGCAAGGACUUCUUUGCCAAAUACAAGCUUCCAACCGCCAGCUACAGGACUUUCAAGACGGGCGAGCAUGAAGCCGCACUGAAAUAUGUCGAGGAGGAAUACCUGGCGGGUCGUGAGUUGGUGGUGAAGGCCAGUGGCCUGGCGGCGGGCAAAGGUGUGCUGAUGCCGCAGUCCAUGGCGGAAGCGAAGGAGGCGGUGCAGGAAGUUAUGGUGAAGAAGGUCUUUGGGGCGGCUGGCGAUGAGUUGGUAGUAGAACAACUGCUGAUCGGAGAAGAGUGUAGCUGCAUGGCUUUUUCAGAUGGCCAAACUGCUGCGAUGAUGGUUGCAGCGCAGGACCACAAGCGAGUCGAUGACAACGAUCAGGGGCCAAACACUGGUGGCAUGGGCGCCUAUGCCCCCGCCCCAUGUCUCACAGAUGACUUGAAGCCUCAAGUCACGGAGGUGCUGCAGCGAACUGUGGAGGCCCUGGCUGCUGAAGGGCGAAAGUACAUUGGAGUGUUGUACGGUGGCUUCAUGCUCACCAAGGAUGGGCCAAUGCUUCUGGAGUACAACUGCCGUUUUGGUGACCCUGAGACUCAGGUCUUGUUGCCGUUGCUCGAUUCGGACCUGUUCGAUGUGGCUUUGGGCUGCGCUGAGGGCAAUCUGAAAGCUCGUGUGCCUGAGGUGAGAUGGAAACCUGGAGCCGCGGCCACUGUGGUUUGCGCUGCCAAGGGCUAUCCUGGAUCAUACCCCAAAGGUUUGCCCAUCAGUGGCGUGGCCGAAGCCGAUACUGUGGAAGGCGUCAAGGUUUACCAUGCAGGAACCAAGCAGAAUGAGUCUUCCUUGGUGACUAGUGGAGGUCGAGUUUUGGCUGUGACCGGCCAAGCAAAUGACUUCAAAGAAGCUUUGAGAAGAGCAUAUGAGGCAGUUUCAAAGAUCAGCUUUGAUCCUCCUGGCAGCAGCAGUUCCAACAUGCAUUUCCGUCGGGAUAUUGGCCACAAGGCUUUGCAAAGACUAGCAUGAGAUCUCGGAGUUUGCAGACGAGGUCCUGGCAUAAGAUCCGAGAUUUCAAAGUCGGCCAAGGCUGAGGUGAAACGGUGAAACUCCAGCGCGGUGAUUCACCAACUGCAACUUUUGUGUAACAUUUUGCAGCCACUUUUGUCUACAAAAUUCUACAAAGGUGGCUGAACUCUUCUGACAUUUUCACAAACCAGUUUUUUG
Messenger RNA from Cladocopium goreaui, 1555 nucleotides. NCBI's taxonomy places the organism in Eukaryota, Dinophyceae, Suessiales, Symbiodiniaceae. The record is from the annotation of a GenBank genome assembly.